UGCCCAAAACCUCACAUCAACAACCAUCAUCAUAUCCCACAAACUUUUGUCCUAACCACAUUUUACUGUCCUCGAGACAGCAAUUAGUGUAAUACACUUAUCGUAUAAUUAAUGAUCGAUUCCAAACGUUCAAGAGUUAAAAAAAUCAUCUCCUCUUUAUAAGUCCAUGCACACAUCCCCUCUAAACACAAAACAGAAAGAGAAACACCAUGGUCUCCCUAGAACCCAUCCAAUCUACAUCAAAAUGCGUCGUCGACCCCAUCUCUAGCCCCCGUAUAUCUUUCUCCGCCGAGUUUCUCGACGAGAACAACUUCAUCUCCAUAUGCCCGAACCGUCAUCAGGAGAACGAGCAAGAGACCGGUAGCGAACGUGCUGCAAGAAAUGCGGCGGAGUUCGAGUUUCUUUCCGGAAACUUGACCAACAUGAUAACCGCAGACGAACUGUUCUGUGAAGGGAAGCUGCUGCCCUUUUGGCAAAUGCACUAUGCGGAGAAACUCAACAAGAUUAGCCUCAAAACGGAGGAUCACGGCGGAGAGGGUCGGGAGAAAACCGAGCAGAAGAAUAAGGAGGAAAGCAGAAUAAGCUGGUUUCUUGAUGAUGAUCCGUCCCCUAGACCACCUAAGUGCACUGUUUUAUGGAAAGAAUUGUUGAGGUUGAAGAAACAACGUGCUUCGACGUUGUCUCCAUCUUCUUCUUCGUCAUCAUCGUCCUCGUCUGGAAGAUCGAUAGCCGAAAUCCCGGCAGGAGAUCAUGAGAGGAAAGAAGGGGUGCAGGGAAGUCGAGAGAAAGCUGUGAAGAGAGUGAAGAAGGGAUUGGAGAGAACAAGAUCAGCUACUAUAAGGAUAAGGCCUAUGAUCAAUGUGCCUAUUUGCACGCAGGGGAGAAACAGUGCUCUCCCACCACUGUUUUCGUUGAGGAAAGGAAGAUUAGAGAGCUGAUCAGAUUGAUGAAGAACAGUGAGAGAGGUGAUGAUGAUUAUAAUAAUGUAGAAAUUGAUGUUUGGUUUUUGUUUGUACUGAUUUUCAUGCUUUUGUUUGGCGUUUUGGUUUAGAUUAUAUGUUACAUGAUAGAUCUGCUGAUGAGUUUCUAUGUAGAUUCUGACUUCAUUGUUUCUGUUCAAUGCUAUCAAACUUGUCUCCUGUACUUUCACUGCUUAGAAGAAAUUGUCUCUGUAGUUUCACUGCUUAGAAUAAAUAUGAUUUUUCUUUUUU
Molecule: messenger RNA, 1211 nt
Organism: Sesamum indicum (sesame)
Lineage: Eukaryota; Viridiplantae; Streptophyta; Magnoliopsida; Lamiales; Pedaliaceae
Source: RefSeq, a predicted model, not a curated record